AGCGAGGCAGCCUUUCCCCCUCCCUUUCAGGACGCCAACCAAUCAGCGGUGCGGUCCGGCUCUGGCGGGAAACGGGAAGCUUUCAGCUGAGAGGAAUUGGCGCGAGCUACGGAAAGAGCUUCCCAACUGUGCGGCGGGAGUAGCUGAGCCGAGCCGAGCCGAGCUGAGCUUACGUGAGGUGAGCUCUGAGUGUAUUGCCAUCAUGCCCAACACCAGAUCCCGAUCUCAGGCCACCAUUAACUUUCCCAAGAAGAAAGUGUCUAAGACAUUAGGCAAAGGAAAAAACCGUGGACGUGUCAGAUCGUCGAAUAUGCUGCCCACCCCCAACGUUAAAAUCCUUCCUCUCAGUCCCAGGAAACGACUAGGAGAUGACAACCUAUGCAACACUCUCCAUAUGCUUACUUGUUCACCUUCAAAACGGAGUAAGAAAGAGAAUGGUCCUGUUCUUCCACUUGCCUCUAAGAAGCGUGGACUAGUAUUUGACAAUCAGUUGAAAAUUAGUUCUCCUAGCAAAAGAGACCUAGCAAUAGUCCAUCAGGACAAGGAACUCUCUCCAGUUCAAAAAGGUCAAAGGAGAUCAAGGAAUUCUGAGCACAGUUGUCCACUAGAGAAAGAAUCUGUGUGUGCUGGGCUAUUCAAGCAAGAAGGCACUUGUUACCAACAAGCAAAGCUGGUCCUGAAUACAGCUGUCCCAGAUAGGCUGCCUGCCAGGGAGAAGGAGAUGGAUGUCAUCAGGCAUUUCCUAAAAGAACACAUCUGUGGAAAAAAAGCUGGGAGCCUUUAUGUUUCUGGUGCUCCUGGAACUGGCAAAACAGCAUGCUUAAACCGGAUUCUGCAGGACCUCAAGGAAGAACUGGAAGAUACUAAAAUUGUAAUGCUAAAUUGUAUGUCCUUGAGGACCUCCCAGGCUGUAUUCCCAGCUAUUGCUCAGGAGAUCUGUCAGGAAAGCGUGUCCAAGUCAUCUGGGAAGGACUUGAUGAGGAAAUUGGAAAAACAUAUGACUUCAGAGAAGGCCCCCAUGUUCUUAUUGGUGUUGGAUGAAAUGGAUCAGUUGGACAGCAAAGGACAGGAUGUGUUAUACACAUUGUUUGAGUGGCCUUGGCUGAGGAGUUCCCAUCUUGUGUUGAUUGGUAUUGCUAAUUCCCUGGAUCUUACCAAUAGAAUUCUACCUAGACUUCAUGCUAAAGCAAAGUUCAGGCCACAGCUGGUGAACUUCCCACCUUACACAAAAGAGCAGAUAGCUACCAUCUUACAGGACCGACUUAAGCAGGUAUCCAGUAAUCAGAUUCUGGACAGUGCUGCAAUUCAGUUCUGUGCUAGAAAAAUCUCUGCUGUGUCAGGAGAUGCUCGCAAAGCACUAGAUGUUUGCAGGAGAGCUGUUGAAAUUGUAGAGUCAGAUGUCAGAAACCAGACUGUCCUCAAACCACUGUCUGAAUGUAAAUCUGCUAAGUCAUCAUGCCAUUCUUCAGUUCCCAAACGGGUUGGUCUUAUUCAUAUAUCCCAGGUCAUCUCAGACACUUAUGGCAGCAGAAUGGCCUUGAGCCAAGAAGGAGCUCAGGAUUCCUUUCCUCUUCAACAGAAGAUUCUGGUUUGUUCUCUGUUGCUCUUGACCAGACAGCUGAAAGCCAAAGAAGUCACCCUAGGGAAGUUAUAUGACGCCUAUAGCAAAGUCUGUCGAAAACAGCAGGUGGCAGCAGUGGACCAGUCAGAGUGUUUGUCACUUUCAGGGCUUUUGGAGACCAGGGGCAUUUUAGGAUUGAAGAAAAGCAAGGAAACCCGACUCACAAAGGUGUCUCUGAAGAUUGAGAAGGAGAUGGAACAUGCACUGAAGGACAGAGUCUUAAUUGGGACCAUUUUAGCUAAUGGGUUGCCUUAAAUCCUUCUGGUCUUUUACCUUGAGUGUCCCCCUUGCAUUUUACAGGACCUCACAACUGUGGCAAUAUGCUACCUUAUGCAUUCUAUCCUCGAGUCCCAGAAAUAUGACCUGUUUUUACUUGAACUAGAUGAAUUUAUAUUCAUAAGAGAUGUGCAGUCAUGACUAUAGAACCAAAACAUCUUUAGGUCCCUUUAUUUUUACUCAUCAAGGUUAAAAAAAAAAGCAUAUGGCUAAGAGAGGUGCUGUCUUCAGCUCUUGUGUAUCUUUAUCCCAUUUUUCUUACAAAGUGAAGAUUCAUGGAGCAGCUGAGGGUCUGUAUGAGAACGGUGAGGACUGGUAUGACCAGAACAACAGAAGUCCAUCCAGAAAACCCACAUGUUCAUGUUGAAUUGGAGGAAGCAUUGGUCAAAGCCUCCAGUUCUUUUUGGAGUGCUACUUUGUUCACAUUAUGGAGACUGUCAUUCUUUGUGCCAUUUAAGACCCAUUGAUAUUGUUGGGCAGUUCCAAGGUUGAGAGAAAGAAUGUUUUAACUCUAUAUAUAGGGAUAUAUUUACUGAGUUGUAUAAUAUUAGCUGUGUGUUUGUUUUUAAGCAGUUCAUGUGUCUAAUGUUCAGGUUUCCUGCAUGUAUCCUGGAUGUAUAGCUGAAAAUCCUGCUAUUUAAUCUCUCCCUCAGGCACCAGAAGCUACUUGCUUUAUGCUGGCUUAAUAUGAAUUUAUAUUUCUCUUUAAACCAUCUCUUUUCCCUCUCAUCUGAAACCCUUCCAUAUGGUUACUUAAUAUUCUUCCUUCUUUCAGCUUUGGUUUCCAUUAAACUUACUGGAACCUCUAA
Molecule: messenger RNA, 2706 nt
Organism: Phascolarctos cinereus (koala)
Lineage: Eukaryota; Metazoa; Chordata; Mammalia; Diprotodontia; Phascolarctidae
Gene: CDC6
Product: cell division cycle 6
Biological process (GO): cell division; mitotic DNA replication checkpoint signaling; DNA replication initiation
Cellular component (GO): nucleus
Molecular function (GO): DNA replication origin binding; ATP hydrolysis activity
Source: RefSeq, a predicted model, not a curated record